Cyclocybe aegerita is the source of this 3873-nucleotide messenger RNA. The record is from the annotation of a GenBank genome assembly. Lineage: Eukaryota; Fungi; Basidiomycota; Agaricomycetes; Agaricales; Hemipholiotaceae.
AUGUUCCCCAACUUCGACUCUGAGCGCAGACGCAAGAUCAACCUCGGUGGCGCUUCUUCUUCGUCGUCGUCGACCUCGAUCCUCCGCAAUGUCCAUGCCGAACGAGAGGCGCGAGCGGCCCAUCGCCUCCGUACCGACUCAGCUACGCGUAUACAGGCAUGGUACCGGGGUGUCAAAGCUUCAAGGAGGACGAGAGAGGAAAUGAAGGCGAUGUUCGAGGCUGACGUUAAAGGUCUCACGGGAUUGAGGUGCUUGGUCUUGAUCUGCAGGCGUAGCAGGGCUGGCAAGAACAUGGAUAAACUGAGCCGGGAUGGUGAAGAAGCCCUCUCAAGGUGGGCUGGGGAAAUAGGAGCCUUGGGUCCACACGCCCUAUGGACGCCCGUCCUUUCUUCGAGUCCUGCAGUUCAAUCGAGCUGGCUCGCGCUUAUUCGCCAGGUUGGCUUGAUCUUGGUUCGAGCUGUAUCUGAAUCGCCUCAGUCCCCACGAGCGAUGAAUUACCUCUCCAUCCUCAAUUCCCUCCUUUCCAAGGACAUCGCAGAUGCAUUUGUGGGCGCUGGAGGCAACGGGUCUACCCUUGUGGUGUCUAUCACGGAGUACCUUGUCGCAAGAGGGUUCUAUGCGCUGCUAGGACGAGCUAUUGAACGUAUCCCUUCAACCUCAAAAAAGUCACCGACAUAUCCCCCUCUCCUCGCCCUUAUCACUCUUCCCCUGUCAACAUUCGCAGCUUCUUCCCCUCAGUAUGCGUCUAUUCUUGCUCAAUUAGUCGCCCACGUUCUUUCCGUGCCGCUCCUCCUCAACCGAUUGCCACUGGAUGAGCUGCCAAAUUUUGUUGCUCGUCUUCCUUUGGCCCAACUUCAGAUCUUGCAAUCCCACUUCGAUGAGCUCGAGGUAGAAUUAGACAAGAAGGUGAAAGAUGGAGAUGGAGGGGCGAAAGUGCACCUCGUAGCCACUCUCUACAUGCUCCUCUCGCCGCGGUACAAGAUCCUUCCCGUUCCUGCGCUAGAGAUGUAUCUUCGCCUUUCAGCCCGUCUCUUGAACGGUUUUCCUGCCGGGAUCUUUGUCUCUCCUUCCUCGACCACCGCAACUGCCACUCAAAGCGUCAAGAAAGGCACCGCAGGCAAGAAAAAGGCAAUUUACGACUCCUCAUCCUCCGACUCUGAAGAUGAGCACCCAACACGCGUCUCGGUCGUAUCCUCCUUCUCCAUCAACGUCCCAUCGACACCACCGCCACCACCUGUCGUUCUAGAUACCAAGACCCUCGCGCGACUCCAGAAGAUUGCGGAGCCUGUUCAUCUCUCGUCUUUAAUCAGCGCUACACAGUCCAAACCCACUCUCUUUCGCCACCUGAUCGGCUACCUCUUCGCGCUGACACAAGCUUGGGCACGGGCGGGCACGAAGUACUCCUCAAGCUCGAACUUCGCAAGCCCAAGUUCCACGUCGAAGAAAGGAGGGAAGAAGGGCAGCAAAGGCGAAGAAGAGGUUCUCCGCGCGAUUUUGGCGAGCGCUGGCCCUACAGGUGGCUUGAUUAGAGAGCUGUAUCGGGUUUUGGUUAGGGCGGCGCCGGUGGGCAAGGAUGAGGUUGGACGGGAUGUUUUGGACCCAGUCAACGCGGCUCAUUACCCGUCUCUGCUCCUCCUUGCCGACCUCUACUCUCAAGCUCUCCAAACCAUGGGAGAUGACGAGUUCUUCGGCACCUCAUCUUCUUCACUGACUUCAACUUCUGGCUCCGCAAACGCAGCUCGAAACCCGUUGACGCUCGACGAGCUGGUCUCUCUUUCGAAGCAGCUAUUAAACAUUGCCUUUGUUCUCUAUUGGCGAGACGACUCUGCUUUCGUCGGGGCGGACUCGGCGGCCCCUACGACAAGGUUAAUGGAGACGUUGGUUAGCACCGAGGUCAGGUGUACAUGGGAGGCGGUGCGAGAGAAGGUGACGAGGUGUUUGCUUGCGGUCCAUGCCAGAGACUCGCGAAGACCAUUUGCCCCGCCAGACCACUGGCUUGUCACGUCCCAUCUCGGCGUCAACUCUGAGAACGACAUGCAUUCGUUCGUUGAGGCUGCUGUUAUGGAGGAUCAACAACUCUCCCUCCAAUCCGAUUUCCCAUCAUAUUUAAACCCCCGCGGCCCUGGCCGGCUCAACGCCGCCCGCAACGCUAAAAUGCAAGCCCGCUUUGCGCAAGCUCUGACACCCCGCCUAGGAAUUUUGAACAACAUACCCUUCGCGGUACCCUUCGAGGUUCGCGUGCGUAUUUUCCGAGAGUUUGUCCAUGCAGACGCCUACGGGCAUGAGCAUAGGGCUCAUUCUAGGAGGUCACGCUCGCGGAGAACACAGGCGAUCAACCCAGUGGCUCACCUCCGAAACGUGUUGGAUGAGGUCGCGGAUGACCUCCAGGAGAUCAACCGCGGUCUUGACACUAUCGCUGCCGACUUGGGCAACGUCGACUCUGGAGCUUCCACAUCGCAAUCGAGUGGUGGCCCAGCUCCUGUUGCCACAACGAGGAGGAGAGUCGCUAUUGACGCUGCGGAUCGGAUAGGGCGGAUGAUGGAGGAAGACUUUGAGAGGCUACAGGACGGGCAACGUCAUCACGUCGAUGACCUUGGGCGGGCAGCACUGGACGACUUGAUGUCUGAAGUGGCGCGAUCUAUGGACGUUGACGCUGCUGAGGGCGGGGAUCUCGACGACCAACUUCAAGCAAUCGACGACUUUUUUGCGUCGGCGGCCAGGCGUAGCUCCACAACCCCCAGGAAUCCAGGACAGCCUGGGUCCAGUGACACGGGCCCGCCGGUGACGAUGGGGCCCGGUGGCCGACCACGUGUGCCUGUACGACGCGGGAUGGUCGCCCAAGAUGGGUUUGAUAAGCUUUCAGGAGUCGAUUUGAAGCAACCGGUCGAAAUUGUGUUCGUUGACCAGUGGGGGCAGGAGGAGGCUGGCAUUGAUGGCGGUGGCGUGUUCAAAGAGUUUUUCACGUCGCUGUGCAAAGAGGUGUUCGAUACGGACCGUGGGCUCUGGCUCGCAAACAAGAAGAAUGAGCUGUAUCCCAACCCGCAUGCCUAUGCUACUGAAGCCCAUAGCCUGAACUGGUACCGUUUCAUUGGCAGGAUUUUGGGCAAAGCGAUGUAUGAAGGGAUUCUGGUUGAUGUCGCGUUUGCUGGAUUCUUUUUGGCCAAGUGGUUAGGUCGACAGUCGUUCCUUGAUGACCUAGCUUCGCUUGAUCCCGAGCUGUAUAAUGGUCUUAUCUUCCUGAAGCACCACGCUGGUAACCCCGAAGAUCUCUCGCUGAAUUUUACAGUCGCCAUCGAGGAAUUUGGUGUCACAAAGACGAUCGACCUUAUUCCCAAUGGAUCUAACAUCACUGUAACACGAGAGAACAGGCUCCAGUAUAUCUUCUUGGUGUCGCACUACCGGCUAAGCAAGCAAAUCAAGCUCCAAAGCGAGGCGUUCUUCGAAGGGUUGUCCGAAAUGAUCGAUCGGAAAUGGUUGAGGAUGUUCAACCAAACCGAACUUCAACUCCUGCUCGGCGGCACACACACGCCCAUCUCCGUAGAUGACCUACGCGCGAACACCUCGUACGGCGGCUUGUACGAGUCCGCGCACCCAACCAUCCUCAUCUUUUGGAAUGUCCUCUCUACAUUCUCGCAGGCCGACCUGCGGGCGUUCCUGCGCUUCGUCACCUCAUGUUCGCGUCCGCCUCUACUCGGCUUCAGAGAGCUUAGACCCGGGUUCGCGAUACGAGACGCCGGUGGAGACCAAGCACGAUUGCCUAGUGCGAGUACAUGCGUGAAUCUUCUGAAGUUGCCGAGGUACGAGAGCUCGCAACUGUUGAAGGAGAAAUUGUUGAAGGCGAUCUGGGCUGGAGCUGGGUUUGAUUUGUCGUAG